CUUUUUAUUCGCUCAAAAAUUCCGUUGUGGGCAUCCCACGUGCAGCCAGUCGGUGCCAACCUUUCCGAGUGUCCUCGAAGGCCUCACAGCCAGCGCACCGGUGACGUGUGCGUGCGGCUGCUGCUGCGGAUCCGGAGCUCGGAUGCCCUUCCAUCCUCCAGCUCAGGUGCGUGGCGGCCGUGGGGAAGAGCCUCUCGUGGGCUGGCAGAGCAGCAUCAUGCAGAAGAGCUCGGUGGUCGUGGUCGCGGACAAGACGAGCCUGAAGCGGCCGUUCAUCUUUGCCAACGCAGUGCACAUGGCGCUCUGCUUCUUCAUGCUGAGAAUGACGGUGGUUUGGCACAGGGACCUGAUCCAGAAUGGGAAAGUGGUGUCCGGUGUUUCUAUCGUGACCAUGUACGUCAUGGAGGUGGGCUGCCUGCUGCUCUCUGUGAUCGGCGUGUUUGGAGCCUGCAAAGGAAAAAGAUGGUGUUUGAUUCUGUAUGCGGCUGGGAUGGCCGCGGCCAGUCAAACGAUAAUUAUCCGAACUGCUCUGAGUUACCAGGAUGUUUAUGAGAAACGUGUCGUCCGCGAAGAAUCCAAACUACUGGCCAUGAUGCCACUCAGUGCAACAAGCAAAGCCAACAGGACGCUGCUGUACAGCAUUCAAGAGGAGUUUGAAUGCUGUGGUCUUGUAGACGGCUACAAAGACUGGGGCUCCUCCAUCCCUCCCUCCUGUAACUGUCAGUAUCCAGGAAAAUGUAUUCGCCUGAGAGGCAGUGCUACCAUUGGAGCUCCAAAGAACCAAUAUAUUUAUCGAGAGUCUUGCCUGCCAAUUUAUGUUUCUGAGCUGAAGUUAGCGUUCUCCUUGGUGAUGGCGAUACAGUUUGGAAGUGGCAUUUUUUGGAUCAUUUUACUCGUCAUGAGCAUCAAGCUGAUGGGUCAGAUAAAAAGGAAACAGGACUUUCUGGCUUUACUCCAGUCAAACAGAUAUGUACCUGGUGCUUUUUAGUACCACUUUGAAGUAUAUUUUAAUACACUUGAAAAACAAGUAUACCUGGUUUGAACAUGCAUAUGAUGCUCUAUACCAUAACCUGGCUAUUUUGUCCUAAAGCGGUAUAUACUAUGAUUUUAAGUUAAUGCAUGUAAUUAAUGGUCGAAUGUAAUCUACAUGCAUAAAUCAACACCAUAAUACUCUUUUUUAGUAUUACUGCUGUGAAAAAAUAGCCAGUGCAGCAAAUUUGCUCAUGUUUAAACAUUAUAUUGUGUUUAGGUCAAAGUGACCCGUUUUCAAGUGGGAAAACAGGUCAGUUUGAUCUAAACACAAUAUUAGGGUUAAAUGAUGAUUUCCAUAUAUUUUUUUGCUCCUGGGUUGUUUUUGGGUAUAUCUUCUGUCUUCAAUAGGCCCAAAUCCUGUCCAGUUAUUCUUCUUUCUUUCCAUUGUUAUGUCUUACUACACACUUUUUUAUUUUAAUUUAGCAAACUUUUUUCUCAACCUGAAAUGCACGUUCCACUCAACCAUUUAGGAACAACUGCGCCACUUGGAUUGGAGAAAAAUUCUAAAAGGCCCAAAUUGUAAUAAUGCCAAGCAAAUUUAGGAAGUGCAGGGUGAGACACACUACUCCAUGGUUUCAACCUUGUGUAAGAUGCAAAAUUACCUUAAUUUUGCUUUUUUUCCACCCAAGCAAAGACCUUUUAACCCCCUUUGCUUCUAUCUAUUUUUUGUUCUUAUAGACCAAUUAGUCAUCUGGAGGCAGUAAAUGUUGAAGUUGAAUGUAUUUUAUCAGGAAAAAAUGUAACAAACUUAUUGUAAAAUAAAUUGUGGAAUAUUUGACCACAAGGGGGCACUGCAAUAAGCUAAAAAUAGUUUGCUUAAGUACUUCAUUGGGUCUGUCCGAAUUACCACCCCUACCCCUAUAUAGUGCACUAUAUAGUGCGUUCGGCAUUUUGUAGUGUUGUCCAAUUCUACAAUUUAAAAAAUCCAGUGCCCUGGAAAUUUCCUAGAAGUCUCUGUGAAAAACCAAUGUGCGUCGAUGCUCACUAGAUCGGCGAAUAUAGACCACAUUGCAUUGCGUCUGAACAUUUUUUUAACCAAAAAAAUGUAUUAAAAUGUAUUGUUUUAAUAAACCAUCAACGUUUUGAUCUUCAGAAAAGUGUGGACUCAUAAAUAAUCGUCACAAAACGCAAAUUUUAAUUAGAUUUUGACUUUGUGAAAUCGUUGCCGUCACAUCCGCCGUUAACAAAAAAAUAGUUGUGAGCACGGUGUCCGAAUUGCUUUUUAAAUUCAAGGCACCACAGAGUGCCGCACUAUAUAGUUUUUUAAUAGUUAUGGGUUAGGGUGGGAAUUCGGACACAACCAUUGUCUUUGUAGACAUCAGCAUGAAUUCUGCGAGUUGAUAUGAAAAUAUGAAGGAUUUUACUCCUUAAGCUUUUUCAGAAAUCUACCAAAGUGACGUUACUUUGCACUGGAAAACUGCUUUAUUCAUUAUAUUAUUUUCCUGUGAUAUUUUUCAUUUAUAUUUGCACUUCAUGUAAAGACUGUUUUUGUUUCACUGUACUUAAAGAGACCCCUUCCAAGUGUUCGGAGCUGGCUGCAGAUACUCCAACACCACUUUUCCUGCUGCUGUUUGUGGUUAGGUCCUGUCAAACUUUCAACAACCAUGGAAAAACAAAAGUUUGCAAUCUGUAGAUUUUAUUACAUUUUGCUUCCUCUGCCCUCCACAUGUUUGCACGCACAAACCCUACAUCAUAAAUUGGGUGUAGAUGGUUGUGUAUAGGAUUAAGAUCAAAAUACAGGAUUUUCUGCACUAUAAGGUGUAUGAGAUUAUAAGGUGCAUCAAGUGAAACAAAAGAGUCCAAGAUAAAUUUGUCAGCCAAACUUUUUUGACCACGUUAACAGUAAUUCCAGACCUCCUUUGUAGCAUGUAGCCACAUUAAAGGCAUUAGCCAUGCUAGCGUGUUCACUAAACCCAUCAACUCCCAACCUUGUUAGUAACACUUAAAAAAAUGGACAGUCUGACAGCGCUACAUGUAAGCGCAUUAGCGUAUUCAUGAUAACACCCAACCAUGAGCGCCAUUUGCUUCUUGAAAUCGCUUCGACAUCGCUCCGGAUUUUGAGGCACACUGUCAUUUUUGAAGAAAACGAAGGCUUUUAAGUGUGCCUUAUAGCGCAGAAAACACGUUAUUCAGGAAGUUUGGACACUUCCAAGCUUUUUAUGUCAAAUUAGUGAACCCUUUAAAUUAGUUUUAAUAUGGAAACCAGAAAUUGUAAAAUUAAGAGAUUUCUUUUGGGGGAUGAUCUGGGCUCAGCUAUUUUUAAAUGUAUCAGCACCGCGAUUAUUACUCCUUUAAAGAUAGUAAUAAUUAUUAUCCUUAAUGUAGCAUAUUUCUCUUAUACUGUUUACAAUUUUACUGGAAUAUAAUCAUAAACCAAUGUAUUUUCAUGAAUAUUCAGGUUAUACAAAGGAAGGAGUCACAUGUCUCCUUGUGACACCAAAACGUUUAGCCCUUUCCGUAAGCACAUCGUAUAAAUAAAUAUACAUUUUCAUUUUCUUUAUUUUGAUGAAGUCGCUGUUUCUUUUGCUGCACAUUAGUAGACAUGCAGUCAAUAUCAUCGUGUUUUAAUCCAAGGUUUGGGGGAGAUGUUGGCAGGGCCGCAGCAGAGGGGUCACUGAGUCUCCCAGAAAGCAAGUCAACGCCGUUUUAGCCGAGACCCAGAACCCCCCCCAGCUGACGCCGCUCUCACCACGGAAGCCUUUAAGCCCCUUUACCUGCGUUAGAACUUGCUGCAUGCGCUUCCCGCCGUGGAAAUCUCUCCUUGACUGAUGCAACGUCAAAUGAGUUUCAUCCAGAAAAGCAGAUCCAGUGUCUACUUGUGCACUUUCACCAUUAUUGCCUGAUAUCUGUCUGUUGUGAUGAAGUGUUCUUUUAUUUGUCAUCCACGCCUUCUUUUUUUAAAUCUGUUAUACAAUAUGAGUGGAAACUCAUUGUAUAUGUGUAAAUAGCAAAAAUAAAGUGUGACUCGUAU
Oryzias latipes (Japanese medaka) is the source of this 4003-nucleotide messenger RNA. Its product is annotated as tetraspanin-8. Lineage: Eukaryota; Metazoa; Chordata; Actinopteri; Beloniformes; Adrianichthyidae. Gene Ontology annotation, cellular component: membrane. The record is from RefSeq and is a predicted model, not a curated record.